GUGAAUGGAAGUUGCCCGUCUCCUACAACUACCGUCGUCAUCUAUAUUCUUGGCAUCGAAAAAUUUCUGUGCAAGCAACUUUUGUUCCUUGCAAAUUCCUUUUCAUGGGUGCCCAGAUUUUAAGAUCUCGCAGUUGAGUUCCAUCGCCUUUCAAAACUUGAUCGUUUGUUUGAUAUUUUUCUCUAAUUUGUAAUCUAAGUUCUUUAAUUGAUUGGAUCUGUUACUUUUGUCUUGCUGAAGAGUUGUGGUAUUCCAAGGCUCGAAAUUAUAGCGGUUUGAAUUGGGUUGACUCCAUCGAAUUCUUCAGAUUUAAAGUGGGUUUGUGAAAAUUGUUUCAUUUUGGGCACUGUAUUUUGAAAUCUUUGAUUUUGUAGGGUUUGUAAAAACUCUUUUCUUCCUUGUGCAAACUUUGUAAUCAUUAAUUUCGAUGGGUUUGUGGGGGCUUCGCUUUUCUUCAAGUAUUCUGUCUUUUGCUUUGAGAUCUCGGUGUCUGAGGGUUUGGGCAGCUUCGUCUUUCCUUGUUUCGGUUGUGUUGCUUUAACAAUCAGGAUUUGUUUACAAUUUGUGAGAAUUGGAUAGAUUUUUCAGGGUAUCUGUGCUUUGCUUGUAUUGCGAUCUUAUUAUUUGCCUUGGGAUUCGUUGUUUUUGUUGUCGAUUGUUGUUUCUUCUUUCGCUCUUGCUUUUCUCGGUCUUUAAUUCGGUGAAUUUGUAUUAAUCUUCCUUAGAAGAAUCGAACAAUUAACCAAAAUUUAACGGAAUUCUUAUCCCGAGGUUUACAGAAUGGAGGCAUAUGUUUUCUAGCCAGAUUGUUGAUAAAGUGUUGCUCAGUUUUUGGAUUGUUGAAGUGCAAAAUUUUAUUUUUUGAACUUCAUCGGGCGAAGAGCUUUUUACUCUGACGUAAUCUGGAAUCAAAAUUUGCAUUCGCGGACGUCUCAUAUAAGAUCUCUCUUUAUUCAAGAGUUUGGAAUGAUAAAAGGAUUCAACACAGCUGUUUUUCAGAUAGAUUCAUCAAAAAGGGUUUGCACUGCUUAAAUUUCUCUAAUUAUUUUGGUUUGCUGCUUGAAUUUUUAUAAAUCCGGGAAGAAAUCAUCCUUCUUUUCAGUUAAUGCGUCACCUGCAGUUAAUCUAUUCCGUGGAGGAUUUUAGCCACAAUUUUACAAAAUUGGGGAAUCUUUUGACAAAGGAUUUGCAUUAAAAAUGUUGAGAACUCGGGAUCUCUCCCCCUAUGACGAUUCUGUGAAGAAAAUCCACCGUGCUGCUACAGAUCUGCGCGAGUUACUGGAUGUGCAGGCUUCAAUUGGCGGAAGGAGGUUUGAAUCCCAUGCAAAUCAUCAUUCAAGUAAAAGGAAAUUGGUUACUCAGAAGGUAGGGAUAGACAGCAAGGAUUAUGUCAAGCCUGUCUUGAAGAGAAAGCAUGUAUCAGUCGAUGAGAGAACGGUGGUAGAGGAUAUUAUGUCCUACAUGAACCGUGCAUCAAAGAAGCAGAACUUACCCACAGCUUCUGUAGACAAAAGUGCUGCUGUUCGAUUGCCAUCACAUCGGAGAAUUUUGAGAGUCUCAGGAUCUGGAGAUUCAAGCAAAAAACUUUUAAUUUCCAGGAAUCUAAGACCGAGUUCUCGUGGAAGAGAAGUUGAGGAGGAUGCGCACAAUAAUGGCUUUCAUAUCACUUCAAAAGCUAGGGAUUUAAUUGAAGAGUACGAUGAACAUUUACCUGGUAAGAGUUUGCACCUCCAUUCAAAAUUUACUUCUGAUACCGAAAGCCUCUUAAGUGGUAGAGGGUAUAAGAACGAGUCUAUUGAUUGGCCACAGAAAACUGCUCAACCCCGGUUGUCUGUUGAAAAGUUGGAAGCAAGGCCACUUUUACAAAAAAGAAUGAUUGUCAAUCAGGACUUGAAGGACAAAUAUGAUGGUAUUGUUAGGCAUGAAAGCUAUGGUUUAAGAUCUGAUGUUUCUUGUGAAGAGUCUCAAGAUGCUGUUCUUGGAGAUGAGUUGGCAGGGCUCAUUUUCAUGUGUAACGAUCAACAGAGGGUUAAUUGUUUUAAGUACAAGGUGUUUGGUAUGCCCAAAGCAAAGUUGAGACUUUUAGACCAUGUAAAGCCAGGUACUAAGUUGUUUCUCUUUGAGUAUGAAUCUAGACAGCUUUGGGGCAUAUUUGAGGCUGCUUCUUAUCCUGGAAUUGAGCUUGAGAAUGAUGCCUUUAGAGGAUCUGAAGUUGACUUCCCCUUACAGGUCAGAUUUUCUAUCUACAAACUGUGUGAUCCACUUACGGAGAAGCAAUUCAAGGAAGCUAUUAAAGAAAACUACUUCUCUAUGAGAAAAUUUCAUUGGGAUUUGAAUGCAGAACAGGUAUCUAAGUUGGCUCAAUUAUUUCUCUCGAAUUUACCCCCUGUCUCAAGGGAAGCUUUACAUAUCACUAAAGCUGUUCUACCACCCUCUGUUUCAAGGGCAACUUUGCAUGCCUUUAGUUUUCAAGAACAAGAAAGUUUACCUGACAGCAUAUAUGACAAGGCUUCCCUUGAGGAAAGGGCCAUUGUGGGACAAACUAGAAGAGAAAUUUUAUGUGGAGAUAAUAGCCUUAGAAAGUUAACUGCUUCAGCAACCUCUAAGCUUGGGCAAAAAGAUUAUAGAUUAAGAAAUUUAUCUGAAGACUUGGAAUUUGAGGAUGUUGAUGGAGGAUCAUCUACAACAAGUGGACGCUAUAUGAGUGUCAGAGAGCAUGUGUUGAAAGAUCUAACAAAAUUGAAGAGGGGGCAUUUGAAAGAUUUAAACAAAUUCAACGAUGACUGGCUUAAUCAUAAGGUAGAUGUCAGCGGUGAAGAAGGAAGGAAUGACUACUGCCGCAAUGAACUAGAUGCAGAGCAUUUUAAAGACAACCCAUCCUAUGGUUUGGUAGGUUAUCCCCAUAAUGAUGUUCUGCAAGGCCCUGUGGAUGCUGCAUAUUUGGGUUUGAAUGAAAAGGGUUCAUUUGGAAGAAGUUUUGAUUCAGUACCAGCAUUCUCUACGAAGGGUGCAGAUCCAUUAAAAAAUAGUCUCCAAGAAAGCAAUGGAAGAAGUGUAAAACAUGUUUAUCAUGCAGCAAGAGAUUUGGACAAUAUUGUAUAUCCAAGUUUGGCUAUGUCAGUUAAGGGGCACUCUGCAGAGAGUGUAAGAGGUACGCAUAUUGAUCUUGUAAAUGCUCGUUAUAAUGAUCGAAUUGCUUUGGAAAAUGAAAUGGAACAGUUCAAUGACCUUGGGAAACAGUUAGAACCCAGUGGAUCCAGCUAUCAUGAUGCUCUAUCAUCUGUCAGUCUGGGUAUGUUGGACAAGAAUUACCUUGAUGCAGAGAGACCACUAAUUAGCCAGAAAAGCUUGUUGACAUCUAAAUCUAAUAAAGAAGUCCAUCGAGUGGCUACUCCAAAGUAUGAAUCUCAGAAGUUUCAGCAGUUAAGUUGUCAUGAUGCAACUGGUGAUAUGACUGUAGUUAAAAGGAAUUUCUCUGCCAUGGCUAAUGAUAGUAUGGAUUGUUUGUCGACCAGGGUCGUUGACAGCUUGGGGAAAAUAAGAGUUACAGCAAAGAAUGAUUCCCCACUGAUAGAAUCAGUGCAUGACAAUGGAAGAAUACAUAGAUUAGAUGGGGAUGAGAGGAGUCAAUUUAAGGAGAAUCUUCUUGUUUCAGCUUCUAACUUGGAAAUCAAGCCUUCUGUAAGAAAAACUGCAGUGUCUCCAAAAAGCAUAAAUAACGCAACUCUUUCAAACUCAUUGUUAAAAGCAGAAGCCACUGGAACUAAUCAACAGAAGAAACUUACUGUAUGGUCUCGCUUGUCUGCACCAGUUUCAACUACAUACAAUACCAUGAGAUCCAGAAGCUUAAGCUUAGAAGACAAGACCAUGAGAUCCAGAAGCUUGAGCUUAGAAGAAGUGAAGCAUACUGAUGAAAUUCUUUCAGAACAAGAUUAUGAGACAGACACUACUAGAGAAGAGGAUUACUAUAGUCCUAAUGAAUUUGAAGAUAUUGACACACCCAAAGAAGAAUUUGUUAUUGAUUUCAAGCGAAGAAAAAACAUUCAUGGAUCUGAACAACAUACAAAGUCAGAAGUGGGAACAGAUGAAGUGUCAAAAGACACCUCACGGGAAAAUAACAUGCAAAAUGAAUUUGAUGCUCAGAAAAAGAGGAGGCGUCUAAUCCGUCCUGUUUUUUCUCCCAGUAAUGCUAAAGGCACGUUGGCUUCUAAUGCACUGGAUGAGAAGCAACAAAAUGCUUCUGUAACCACCGUGAAAGUAGAUGGUACUGAUCCUAAGAAAUAGAUGCCAUGAGCAUCUGAACAUGGGCAGCUAUGCACAGUUCCUAGUAAAGGUGGCUUGUUUAUGAGUGCAUUGAUUAAUCCCAGUUCAAGCAAAUAAAUAUUUUAUUCAAGGGUAUGUGCUGAUUGAAGCACGUCAAUGCCAUAAAAGGGCAAUAUACCACAUUAAUUUAAAAUGGUAAUUACUAUUUGCCUUCUGUUAAAGUUGAAUUUUUAACAUUACUUCUACCCAGCAAUACUUUUCAAUCUGUCUACUAAGGGAGUUUAAUUCUCUCUGUAUAGUUUUAAGAACAGAUGACUGAAGAAUAUGAGAUCAUCUUUCUUGAAAUUGUGAAGGAAAAUGCUGCAUGUCAGCAAAGCCUAUAGUGGCAGUCAUUUAGCUCUACAUCUGCUCCUAUACGUCAUUUGGUCUAUAAUCAUUUACAGAUUGGACUAAUGUUAAAAACUGGAUUCCUUCUGUGGGGCUGGAUAGACAAGUACCUUUUGAAACAAAGAGUAAUCAUCUGUGUUAUCAUAAAGAUCUAGAGCGCUAUAUUGCAUUCUGUGCAGGCUCUAAGAUGAUUAUACCUGCAAUAUUCUGGUAAAAGACUGCUCAUGUUCUGAACUAUGCAACUAUGCUUGUCAUAGUAAUUGUACAGUCAACCUUGCGAAUUUCAAAUCAAACAAAUUCCCCUAGACUAUUUGCAUGAACUUAAUGUCCUUGGAGUGGGUGAAAUAUGGAUCUAGCACUGUAAUCAUCUGCUGAUUUUUAUACUGAGAAUCAACGGGUCUUUGAAUAUUA
Messenger RNA from Cryptomeria japonica (Japanese cedar), 5061 nucleotides. RefSeq lists its product as uncharacterized. The record is from RefSeq and is a predicted model, not a curated record. Bases 1198 to 4284 code for a protein of 1028 amino acids. The transcript has 3 exons. Lineage: Eukaryota; Viridiplantae; Streptophyta; Pinopsida; Cupressales; Cupressaceae.